AUGUUUCAAUUUAUGAAAAAUGUGGAGAAGCCGCCUCUUGGCGACCGAAAGUCGUAUAUGCCCAUUCCAGAAGCCAAGUUAAUAGGCGAAGUCGAGCGAUACAUUGCCCAGCCGGAGUUUUUUUCGGAUGUUCAAGUGACAAUAAAGUUGCAACGCAUCUUCUAUUUGCAGUACAGCGAACUGGCUGCCAAGUUGGAGGUUGAUCUUACAGCGGUUUUAACGCGUUUGGAUGCUGCCAAGAAUAAUUUGGAACUGGUAAAGAAGUUCAUGGACAAUCCGGGUGAGGAGUUCCAGAGCCUGGUGCAAGUAACCCGUGGAGUAUUCAGAUGGGUUACCGUUUUGCCAGUGAAAAAGGUUACCCUUCAAGUGGGCUCGGCUCUGCAAAUGGAUUUUGAUCUGCCGGAGGCGGAGGAUUUUAUCAAAAAGGACAUUACAACCUUGGUCAAGCAGCGACUGCAACAUGAGCACGAUAUUGACUUUUUGCAGGAUCAGGUGAACACAAUCGAGAUGAACCUAGCUGUUUUAUACAAGCAUUGUCUCGAUAAGGAAAAGCGAGCUUUGGAAGGAGGUUUGACUGGUUUUUCUUCCGGUUCUUAG
Molecule: messenger RNA, 597 nt
Organism: Drosophila takahashii
Lineage: Eukaryota; Metazoa; Arthropoda; Insecta; Diptera; Drosophilidae
Product: prefoldin subunit 3
Biological process (GO): tubulin complex assembly; microtubule-based process; protein folding
Cellular component (GO): prefoldin complex; cytoplasm
Molecular function (GO): tubulin binding
Source: RefSeq, a predicted model, not a curated record